CGUUUUUAUGGAGGCAGUGAAAGUAAUGAUUUUCGAGUAGCAUGUGGGGUGGCACAAACCAAUAUUGGAUACAACUACAUUUGGAAAACAUUAGAGAUUCUUAAUAUUGAGCUAGUUUCUCUCUAUGAAAGACAUUCUAAAGCCAUGGACAAGGUUUUUUAUGACAAACAACGAAAAGAAAAAAAGGAAUUCAAGAGAAGGCGUAGCCAGUUAUCUAAACAAAAAACCUCGCAAACACUCAGGAAGGAAGUCAGUGAAGGGGUCACCUAUGAGUCUUCAGCAGGUCUAAAUUUGGAUCCAACAUAUCAUCAAACAGUGUCACAAAAUGUAUUUGAAAUGCCUGCAGAAAUAUCACGAACUGAGCUAAAAGGAUAUGAAGAAAUAACACCACCCUACACUAUAAGGCCAAAGAUUGUGCACUUACAAUAUGAUUCAAAACAGAAAUAUCAAUUCAUUAUCUUUGACACAGAAACGACUUGCACAGGGAAGCUAGCUGAGAUGUGCCAACUGUCAGCUGUAAGUGAAAAUGGGAAACAUGAAUUCUCCACUUACAUUCUCCCAAAAAGCAACACAAGUUAGAGUGCCUACCUUGUCAAUGGUAUGACCAUCAAGACCAUAAAAGGAGUAAGGAAAUUGUACCAAGGAAACAUUCCUGUCGAAAGUAUAACCAUAGAGGAAGCACUUCGUGACUUCCUGACUUUUAUAACUAAAGUCAAGUCUUCUGAGCGACAUGAAAAUCAAAUAACUGUUUUAAUUGGUCAUAAUUCGGCAACGUUCGAUGUCCCUAUUCUCCUAAGAAAUAGUGAUAAAAACUUCAAGGAUGGCAUUACUGACAUGAAUGUCUACUUUGCGGAUAGUCUACAUCUGAUGAAAAAACUAAUUAAAAACAAACACAAAGCACUUGAGCUCGAUUCUGGUGGAUACUGUAAACCAAACCAAAGCAGCAUUUAUAACCAUUUGUUCAAGGAACAAUUUGACGCCCAUGAUGCUUUAGAAGAUGUCAGGGCGCUGAGAAAAAUUCUUUUUUAA
Messenger RNA from Pocillopora meandrina, 1029 nucleotides. NCBI's taxonomy places the organism in Eukaryota, Metazoa, Cnidaria, Anthozoa, Scleractinia, Pocilloporidae. The record is from the annotation of a GenBank genome assembly.